AUGAAUGAAAUAGUAUGUGUUACACUUGGUGAUAGAUCAGUUGGUUUAAAAAGCCUUCUUAUAACAUAUACAACGAAUGUGUAUCCUGCUGACUACGUACCUAGUGUUUGGGAUAACUAUACACAAAAUAUCAUACUGGAUGGUGAAUUUAUAAAUUUAUCACUAAAUUCUGUGGCAUGUCAAGAUGAUUAUAAAAGAUUUCGACCACUCACUUACGAGAAAGCGAAUGUAUUCCUCUUGGGGUUUUCUAUUGGGCAUCCAGAAAGUUUGGAAAAUCUUCAGAAAAUUUGGGUACCAGAAAUAAGAAAAGCAUGCCCCCGUACACCUAUAGUGAUAGUGGGGUUAAAAAAAGAUCUUCGAAAUGAUCCUGAUUGUAUUAAGGUGUUAGAGCAGAAACAUCUUAAACCCAUAUCUUAUUCUGAUGGGGCAGCAGUAGCUGAACAAUUAGGAGCAGCCAAAUAUAUUGAAUGUUCUGCUUUAAAACACGAAGGAGUUAAAGAAGUAUUUGAGGAGGUAAUCAGAGCCUUUAACGCCCAUCAUAAUAGAUAA
Diabrotica balteata is the source of this 549-nucleotide messenger RNA. The record is from the annotation of a GenBank genome assembly. NCBI's taxonomy places the organism in Eukaryota, Metazoa, Arthropoda, Insecta, Coleoptera, Chrysomelidae.